GGGCCGAGCCGGCCGCUGCCGCCGGGCGAGAGAGACAUGGCUGAAAGCCUCUGCUGGGAGCUCGGCGUCUGCACGGGCUAAGGCGUGCGGUGGGGAGAGCUGGGAAAGUUCCUGUUGGAUUUCACUUCGAGGGACCGCGCAGAAAGCGGCGAAAUGGAUGACUUCCCCUCCAUCUGCCUGCUCUCCCUGGCCAUGCUGGUCGCCUGCUAUGUGGCAGGAAUUAUACCCUUGGCAGUUAAUUUUUCCGAGGAGAGAUUGAAAUUGGUGACUGUCCUGGGUGCUGGGCUGCUGUGUGGAACUGCCUUGGCUGUCAUUGUGCCAGAAGGAGUACAUGCACUUUAUGAAGACAUUUUGGAGGGAAAGCAUCACCCAGCGAGCGAGAUGCAGCACGUGAUGGAGUCUGAGAAGGUGGCGAAAAUCCCAGCAGUACAUGAGCAUGGCCACGACCAUUCCAGGUUGCACGCCUACAUCGGCGUGUCCCUUGUCCUCGGCUUUGUCUUCAUGCUGUUGGUGGAUCAGAUAGGCAGCUCUCAUGUGCACACUACAGAUGAUCCAGAAGCUGCAAGAUCAGGCAACUCCAAAAUCACCACAACACUGGGACUAGUAGUCCAUGCUGCAGCUGAUGGUGUUGCAUUGGGUGCAGCAGCUUCUACUUCUCAGACUACUGUCCAGUUGAUAGUGUUUGUUGCAAUUAUGUUGCACAAGGCACCAGCUGCCUUUGGCCUGGUUUCCUUCCUGAUGCACGCUGGGCUAGAACGGAAUCGAAUCAGAAAACACUUGCUGGUCUUUGCGUUAGCAGCACCUGUUAUGUCCAUGGUGACAUACUUAGGGCUAAGUAAGAGUAGCAAAGAAGCCCUUUCAGAAGUCAAUGCCACUGGAGUUGCUAUGCUGUUUUCUGCUGGGACUUUCCUUUAUGUUGCCACAGUUCAUGUUCUCCCAGAAGUAGGAGGAAUUGCUCAUAGCCACAAACCUGAAUCAACUGGAGGGAAAGGACUCAGUCGUCUGGAGGUGGCAGCCCUAGUAAUAGGAUGCCUUAUUCCUCUAGUUUUGUCUAUUGGACACCAUCACUAAACGCUCAAAUUUCACUGUUCUUCUCCUCGACGAGACAGGAGCAGUAACUGUCUGCUGCUCCCUUUAUCAUUCUUUUACCCAUCAUUCAUCCCAUCCACUUUAUGGAGUUCAGAGGGAAUCUUGAUUGCAAAAUGAGGAAUACCGGGGAAGUUUUUAGCGUAGCAAAAUGUGCUUUCGCAGCCGAACACAAAUUCUAUGUAACUUUCUAUUCUGAAGACAUUUGCUCUUUUAAUUUUUACUUCUGGCCCUAUUCUCAGGGAAGAUGGAACUUGAAGUUUAAGAAAGGUGAGCAGGGAAGAACAUAGCAACUCAUCACAAAAUUGCAAUCACCAAAGUAUCCUGCAGUUCAGCUUUCACAGCUGAGAACAAAACCCAAGGAUAGCUGCGUUGUGAGAGGUUGAAGUCUCUAAUGAAGAAGGGGUCUCUCCCCCAUCGGUUCUACGUUGUCCGUUGGCAAUGACUGGCCCUUGUGAUGCUUGUCACUAACUGUAUUGCAGAAAUGGGCUACCCUGGGAACUCUGCAUAACACUGCUGUUGUCACAGAAGUGUCACUUGAUAGGAAAGAAAUGAUGUAGACGAUGUGUAGGAUUAGAGGAAGAAAUCAGCUGGUUAAGAAAGUGCAAAUGAGUCUUACAGUGUGUUCCAUUGUUUAAGACAAAUGAUAGAAGCAAGGAGAAUAGUGUUUUGAUUAUUUAAUUGUUAAUAAAUUCUAAAAAGGCACUGUUUCUUGGGAGAUGGUCUUCUUCCAAGUCAAGUGUUAAGCACCAAAAAUGCCAGCAGAAAUUAUGUAUUGGCUGCUGUGGUACACUACUGCUUCUGUUGAGAGAGAUACCCACAGUGCCCUUUGAAACAGAGCUGUUCUGGGCUCUGAGGAGUAGAAAUCUGAUGGAGACAGCUGUUGAGGGACCAGAAAACUUUACUGGCUCAUUUUCAAAACCCUGAACUGCUGAAAUCAGUGGGGGGUUGUGUGGGUUUUUCACUAAAUAAAGGUAUUACGGCUAACAAAACAAGAUGUUAACUAAUAAAUAUUUAGUUAAAUAUUUAUGCUGCAGAUAGAAUACAAAGUGUUUCUAAAGCAGUUCUGAACAAAAAAACCCUAAAACCCACAAAUAAAAAACCAAACUGGCAGGUUCCCAGUGGACCUGUUAGACAUUUUGCUUUUCCUUUGGGAAUUGUUAAUUUGCCUCUUACUGAUAAGCAUUAGUUUUGGUGAAUCUGCUGGAGGACUUUCUGCCAAUUGCUGAUGUGUCUCACUGCAGAGGAGUUGUAAAAGAUCCCUCCAUUUUCAAGGCAAAGCUUUGUCUUACCAGGCACCAUUUCCCUUAUGCAAAACGUGUUGUACUCUAAUGUGCAUUGAAAAGCCAGGAAUGCUUGACAUGCACAGAAUCAGCAUAAAAUUCUUUCUUUAGGGGAAAAAUUUUUAAUGCUGUACCCCUUUUAAGCUAUACUUUGUCGGCACUUUUUGAAGAUAAUAUUGCCAAAUAUAUUUUUCUUUUUUCUUUUUUUUUUUCAAUGAAUUUUGAAGAUCUCUCUUCUUAAUUGAAGUGCUUCUUGUUUCCAUAUGAAUGAGGGCAACUGUUUGUCAUGCCGUUUGUUACUUAAACUGCAGAGCCCACUGUGCCUCAUAACUUCUUUACAUUUUUGUUGUUGUCCUGUUUGUAUGUUAGUUCAGAGAGUAAUGGGUAUGGCCUGGCUCUUGGACUAGUGAUGACUUUGUCUGGUGGCUCUGUAACAAUACUCAUGUGUUGUUACAUUCCCAGGAGUGCUUGUUCAUUUGUGUGUUUCAAUGUGUAAGAUCAAUGCAAAAUUAUUAGAAGUCGUAUUUUCCCGUAAGACAGUAUUUUCAGAUACAAUUAGUGAUUCUGGCCUAAACAAGCAUUUUUUUUUGUUAGACCUUCAAUAUUGUGUUCUGAAAAGCCGCUGCAAGAUUAGUGAUGUGGAUGGGAUCCUCUUCUGUUUCUUUUUCAAUGUUGUUUUUGUCUGUUUGUUUUGGUUUGGGGGCUUUUACAACAUACAUAAUUCAAUUGGUAAGUUACUGGUUUAAAAAGUUCAGCAGGGCAGGUUCCUAACACAUGCAAAAGAUACACAGGGAUGUUUACUCCAGAGUUCUGUUCUUCCUGAUUUGCCCCUAAUUGCCUUCUUCCUUGAUGAUCUCACUAUUUUACCAUGUUUAAUCUUUCCACAUAACCAUUUCCAAAAGCUGGAGGAUUUGCAAGAGCAGGUGAUAGUGCUGCACUACCUGUGUGCUUGCAUUUCCUAAAGCAGUCAGUUUACUCUUUAACCUCUGUCCUGUCACUGCAUGUGCACCCCACCUGGGAGUUAAGUUGGCACCCUGACUGCAUUGCCCUUCAGCCUCACUUUGUGUGUAACAGUAGCAGUGGUUCACAGAGGUAAGGUCCUGUUUCAUGCCUUUUGUUCCCUGCUGAAGCAUGUGGAUAGUACCUUUUCACAUGGAUCAGUGUGGAUCGGUGAGGAUGUGGCAGCCACGCUUUUCACUGCUGACAUAACCUCUGGCAUAUUCAGCACAGGUGCCACUGCUGAGAGGUCUUGUCAUCUUCCCAUUUUCCCAUCCUUUACAUCAAGUUUCCAGUUUCUGUGGCAGCCAUCAGAAAUAGUAAUAAUCUGUUUAAUGAUUCAUGGAGUAUAGAGGCCAAGGUAUAGCAGCAGGUGGGGUAAUUUGAAUGAAAACUUUAAAAAACAUGGCAACUUAAAAUUGGCACAAUAAUUCUAAAAACAUUUUGGCAUUUGGUUAAGUGACAGAAGACUUCAAUGAUUUUUAUUUUUUCUUCUGCCCAUUUAGAAGUAGCAAUAGCAUUUUGUUUUGGCUGCUGUUAUCUCUGAGUUAUUAUUUUCAAUUCUGUAACUGAAACUUCAGUGACUAAAGAAGCUUUUGGUUAUGUUGAUAUGGAGAAUGUAGAAUUUUGUAUUAUCAAACCUUUCCAAAUUUUUAGUACCAAAUGGAGGAUUAUUUUCUUGACGCAGAGUAUUUUAAUGAGUUAAAUUAAAUGGUCCAUUUUAUUAUAGCCCUUUCUUUCUACCUAUGUCCCCAUCUGUCACAGUAAAUCCAAGCAUUGCGUAUAGUCAGGGCCAUCUGGUAUCAUUUUCUACUCCUCAGGAGACCUUGGUGCAAACAAAUUCCUCUUACUCUCUGUAAUAGCCUCUCUGCUUGUUUUUUCUUCUGUGACGUAGAUGGCAUUAGGUCUAGCAGGUAAAUGCUUAAACCAGGUACCAGCCAUGUCCAACUUUCCUUCUGUAAGUCCCUCUAGGAAACCCAUAAUCUUUUCAUUACCUGUUUCUUUUCAGUUAAUGAUUUCCUAAUUGGUAAUAGGAAUUUGACUAAAGCUGUUUCUGUUGAUCCUCAUGUCUUCAGAUACUUUCCCUACUGUUCUAAUGCUUUUAUGUUCCUUAUAUAAAGAAGGGAAAUAUUUAUUUUUCAGCACUCAAUGACAGAGGCAGAAGGUGCAUUGACAUUAACUUAAAUAAUGAUGGCAGAGCUGUCACACCAAGACAGGAUUUUUUGAUUGCUUUGGCUUGUCAGGUGACUGGGUGUUAAA
Molecule: messenger RNA, 4625 nt
Organism: Ficedula albicollis (Collared flycatcher)
Lineage: Eukaryota; Metazoa; Chordata; Aves; Passeriformes; Muscicapidae
Gene: SLC39A9
Product: solute carrier family 39 member 9
Exons: 7
Coding region: 154-1071 (305 amino acids)
Biological process (GO): transmembrane transport; zinc ion transport
Cellular component (GO): membrane
Molecular function (GO): metal ion transmembrane transporter activity
Source: RefSeq, a predicted model, not a curated record